This is a messenger RNA of Gongylonema pulchrum, 258 nucleotides long. Lineage: Eukaryota; Metazoa; Nematoda; Chromadorea; Rhabditida; Gongylonematidae. The record is from the annotation of a GenBank genome assembly.
AUGACAACGAAGACCUACGCAGAUUUUAUCUACGUAUCACCUUCUGCUUAUAGCGGAUGUAGAGUUCUUCUGGGGCUCUUUUGCAGAAUUUUGAAAGAAAUUUUGGAUUAUGGGGUACGUAUGCUCGGCGAUGAUCUUGCGCUACGUACAGCUGCGCAAAUGACGCAACUAAGGCCGUCCACCGACCACUACAUGUCGAAAGUGAAGAGUACAUUGAAGCAGAUCAUGAGGGAUUGGAGUAAAGAAGGUAUUUUCUAG